AUGCCGCCCCUACUCGCACCAUACGAUGAGGCCAUGCGUCUGCUCUUCGAGCGGGUGAUUGAAGCCGUCGACACGAUGGAUAUUUCGCGCGCUGCCACCAUCAAGACUGGUAGGAUGGAAGUCCAUGGACACAAGGACGCACUCAAUGACGCUAAGAUCGACGAUGCCGAUAUCAGUCUGAUGAUAUCAGUGCGGGUGAUGAGCCAAAUCACCAAUGUAAAAGGCUCUGCGAGAUUCCUUCCAAUCGAUGGGAUGGAGGUUGGCUCGCCCAGAUUCAACGAGACGUUCGGAGAUCCCUAUAUCUCUGCUCGGGUCGACAAACCUAGGGCUAUUCCGCUUGAACUUAAUACUCUACUGGCUGCCCGCAGCGCCAUAGAUAAAGAGAUAAAAAAGAUCGUUGCAGUGGUGGACAAUUUGACACGACACCCAGAGCUUCUGCCUAACAUCGACUGCCUCAACGCGAAUCCGAAGGACGAACUCGUGCAAGACAUCGUAAACGAAGCCCUUUCGGAAUAUUCUCAACCUGUUUUACAAGAAGAGUUCCCAGUGCAAGACGAUCUCUUCCUGCCUUCUGUUGCAGACUACUCGCCGAGCGAGUCGAGUAGCGGUGUCGAGGAGCUUCAUACACCUUGGACUUCUGAACACGACUCUGACAGUCUCAGUGGGAGAUCCCUUGUGUUUCGAGAAAAAGUCAAUACCUCAACUGAUCUCACAAUGCACGCACUGGUUCCGCCUGAAGUUUGGACGGACUUGCUACCUGUGAAGAAUGAGCCUACGACAAGUCUAAUCAGUCCGAAGACCAAGACCGUUUCAGUAUUCAACGUCAAGUACAAAAAGCUCCAGAUUCUUGCUGCUGUAUGCGGGACUCACGACGUGGCAGUUAAGCUCUGGGACUGGGUGAGUCCCGGCGAAACUGGAGAUCGACUGGUCAUCCCUAUAAAAGACAUCAGAACACUUGAAAACCGCGACUACCGUGGGGGCUUAAAACCAAAGACAACGACCAACCUGUCGUUCAUCUACAAAUAUACCGAUAGGCCCAUUCGUAUUUGCUCAUUUGACCAUGAUGAGCAGUCGACUGAAACACUGGUGAUUACCCAUGAGUCUGAAUCACAGAAUGCUACAUUUGUUCACACUUCGCGUAGUACCUGUUUUAUACUGGGUGUAACAUAUGGCGGCAAGAUCUAUAGUUCCUCUGAAGAUCUCCGACGGUUUGUGGACAAUGCCGAUUAUGGCACCCCACGUGACUGGCCUUACAUCCAAUUUAACCGCGACACUAUUAAGGAUGAGCAUUUGGGCAAAGAUGGUAUGACGGGUGUUGUCUUCUAUACAUACUCGAUGCUCAAUGGAGUUCAGAGCGCCGUUUCCAUGGGUAUCGCUGGGUGUAUGUUGGUGGAUCAACGACAACUUACGACCGUCACCAAGGAGACAGUCAAUGGGGCUAAUGAUGACUUAUUGAAGAAGGACAGCAAGGAAUUCAAAUCCUACCAGAUCACUCUAGGCAAAGGCAUCGAGGCACCAGGCUACUCUUGCACUUUCCAGCGCGGCACUCUCAAAGUCAGUCCCUCUGAGACGCCCUUCAUGCAGUUUGAGAAUGGCGUCAAGUUUGCCUUCAGGGACAAUGGUAGACUUGAAGUGCUUGACAAGCAGGAUGAGGUGUUCUGGUCCAGCGAGGAAGCACCUGAAGGUCAGGUCCCUCAGCGCCUAGAAUUCUGCAAAGACGGCAGGUUGCGGCUUUGGAACACCGACGAGCAGGUAUACUGGACGCCACUAGGAAGUCAUGGUUCCACAGUACCGAGUGAUGAGGGAAAGGAGGAAUAG
Molecule: messenger RNA, 1818 nt
Organism: Fusarium oxysporum Fo47
Lineage: Eukaryota; Fungi; Ascomycota; Sordariomycetes; Hypocreales; Nectriaceae
Exons: 6
Coding region: 1-1818 (605 amino acids)
Source: RefSeq, a predicted model, not a curated record